AUGGCACUCCUCCUCGCCGCCACCCUCGCCGCCGUCCUGGCCACCGUCCUCUUCUUCCAGCACUUUCUCUACUUGCUCUUCCGCCAACGCACCUCCCCCCUGCGCAACCUCCCCGGCCCGCCCCCGCCGUCCUUCCUCAUCGGGAACCUCGAGGAGAUGCACGACCAAGAGAACACAAACCUCAUCGCCCGCUGGGAGGCGCAGUACGGGUCCACCUUUGUCUACCGAGGUUUCGUCGGUGCGUGUCGUCUCAUGACGACAGACCCCGUCGCCAUUGCCCACAUCCUCGGCAACGCCUAUGAUUACCCGAAGCCGGACUUCGUUAGAGACUCUCUCGCCGCCAUGGCCGCUGGGCACGAGGGCAUACUCACCGUCGAGGGCGACGAUCACAAGCGCCAGCGAAAGAUCUUGACGCCCGCCUUCUCAGCGAGCCAUAUAAAGUCGCUCACUCCCAUUUUCUGGGACAAAGCGACGCAGCUGCGCGAUAUUCUGCUGUCGCAUGCUGACGCCCACGCCAACGGCGCUGAUGCAACCACCACUCCAACGACUCCUAACAACUCAAACACGCGUCAAGGAAACCCACCGCGAAUAGACGUCCUCGUCUGGCUGGCCCGGGCAACGCUCGACGUAAUUGGCCUCGCGGGCUUCGGGUACUCCUUCAACGCGCUCACAGACGACACGGACGAGCUCGCGCACGCGUUCGGCGUCAUCUUCUCCAGCGCGCGCAAGUUUCGCAUCGUCCCCAUCAUCCAGGCGUGGUUUCCCUUCCUCCGGCGAUUCAACCCGAUUAACGCGACUAUGGUCGAGGCAAAAGCGACGAUGCGCCGUAUCGGACUGGCUCUGAUCGACGAGAAACGGCGCGCGAUUGAGGAAGAGGAGGCGGCAGCGCGUGCGCGAGGCCUGAGUGAGAAAUCCCCAUGCUCGCCGACGCUGGAGGAGGCGAUGGCGUCGCGGACGGCGGGGCGGGAUAUCCUGAGUGUCUUGAUUCGCUCGAACAUGUCCUCCGUCCCAUCGCAGCGCAUGUCUGUCGAGGAGGUGCUCUGCCAGAUCUCGACGUUCCUCGCGGCGGGGCACGAGACGAUCGCGUCGUCGCUCACGUGGUGCCUCUACGCGCUCGCCCGCGAUCCGCAGGUGCAAGCCCGGCUACGCGAGGCGCUACGUGGCGUCGCGGCCUCCUCCAGGUCCUCCUCGCACUCCCAUUCUUCCCCAUAUUCUCCCUUGUACCCCUCCUCACCCUACUCUCCGACCUCACCAGCACCCCCAAUAGCAAACGACGACGCACAAGACCUCACCUCUCUCAUCUCGCAAUGUACGUACCUCGACUGGGUUGUACGCGAGAGCCUGCGGCUGUACGCGCCCGUGACGACGACGAUGCGCAUGUGCGGCCGCGAGCGCGACGAGGUGCCGCUCAGCGUUGCGGGCGAGGGAUAUGUGGAUAAGAGCGGGGAGCGUCGAUGGAGCGUGCCCGUGCGCAGGGGCGAUUUGGUCGCGAUUCCGAUCCAGGCGGUGAAUAGGAGCGAGCGGCUCUGGGGGGCGGAUGCAGGUGUCUUCAGACCGGAGCGCUGGGCGUCUCCUCCCCAAGAUGCACGGGCGAUUCCAGGACUGUAUUCGAAUACGUUGACGUUCCUGAACGGCAACCCCCUCGGCGGUAAUAGGUCGUGCAUUGGAUACAAGUUCGCACUCAUCGAGAUUAAAAUCUUCCUCUAUGUCCUCAUAAAGGAUAUCGAGUUCACCAUCGACCCCGCGAUGGUUAUCGAAAAGAAAGUUAAUGUGGUCACGCGGCCGUUCGUCAAAUCAGAACCACAUCUCGGGAACCAGAUGCCUCUCAACAUUUCACGGGCUUCACACUCGGGUUCGGAGAGGGGCCGUGAGGGGUUCGCUUUUUCAUCUCCCACAAUAUCCCCAGUACCUCGAGUCCCCCCAGCCCCAGAGCCGUAG
This is a messenger RNA of Cyclocybe aegerita, 1938 nucleotides long. Lineage: Eukaryota; Fungi; Basidiomycota; Agaricomycetes; Agaricales; Hemipholiotaceae. The record is from the annotation of a GenBank genome assembly.